CUGUGGAACAUUUCCCUUCGUCAUGUUUGCAUGUUUAUAAUGCGUCCGCUGGCCAUAAGACGCAGAUACCUACAUGGGUGCGGAAGAAAAUUAAACCACUCACUUACCCAAAAGGAAAAGUAAACCACUCCUUUGAUUGCAGUACCAUUGGUAUGGAGGAAUUAUAUAUAUGAGAUGGCAUUGGCAUGUGGAAUUGGCAGCAAUUACCUGGCCUCAAGUGAUCAAUAACUUCUAUUUUCAAAAGUUUUAGAGGGGAGAAAAAAAGAAAGAAAGAAACAAAGAGGAAGAAUGAAGGUCGAAGUGAUAGAGAGAGAUACCAUCAAACCAUCAUCUCCAACACCACACCACCUUCGUGAUCUCCAGCUAUCCUUUCUUGACCAGAUUGCCAUUCCAGUUUUUAUGCCUUUGAUCCUUUUCUACCCAAGGGAUAGCAAUACCAGCAAUGGCAACAGGUCCGACCGGCUUAAGAAAUCUCUGUCUGGAACCUUGACCAAAUUCUACCCUCUAGCCGGUCGGGUUAAAGACAGUUCCAAGAUUAACUGCAACGACGAGGGCGUCCACUAUGUGGUAGCCCACGCCAGGUGCCAAGUUUCUGAGGUUAUUCAGCAACCUGAUCCUGCCCAGCUCAACAGUUUACUCCCAUACGAGUUGGAUAAUGUAGGGGAGUUGGUUCUGGCAAUUCAAGUCAAUAUCUUUGACUGUGGUGGAAUGGCUAUCGGAAUCUGCAUUUCCCACAAAGUUGCUGACGCACUAUCACUGAUCAUGUUUCUUAAUAGUUGGGCCGCAACAGUACGUGGAGAUCAUAGUAAUACAAUCUGUCCAAACUUCGAUUUAGCCUCCCUCUUUCCGCCUAGAAAUAUGUCCGGGUUUAUGGCAAGAACUGGCAUCGUGAAAGAAAAUAUUGUGACGAAAAGAUUUGUGUUCAGUGCCUCCAUGAUCGAUGCCCUUAAAGAGAAAUUCGCCGACAAUGCGAGCAUGGAGCAAACAAGACGCCCCACACGAAUCGAAGCCCUUUCGGCAUUCAUAUGGAGCCGAUUUAUGGCGGUAACUCAAGAGAAUAUAGAGAAGGAGAGGCUGUACACAGUUCUUCAUGCAGUAAACUUGCGCACAAGGAUGGACCCUCCGCUGCCGGAGUAUUACUUCGGCAAUAUUAGCGGAUUUGCAAUAGCCACACCCUCCAUGGACACUAAGGAAGAAGAUCAGGGCUACGGCCUCGUGAAGCAAGUGAGAGAUGCCAUAAAGAAAGUAGACGGGGAUUACGUGCGAAAACUUCAGGAGGGCAAAGGUCACUUGAAUUUUAUGAAAGAACGUGCUGCAAAACUUACGAAAGGAGAAGUGGUUUCGUUUAGAUUUACUAGUCUGUGCAGGUUCCCUUUAUACGAAACCGAUUUUGGGUGGGGAAAGCCAUUAUGGGUUGGUUCUGCCAGCCUGACCUUUAAAAAUCUAGUUGUUUUCAUGGACACUGGAUGUGGUAAUGGAAUAGAGGCAUGGCUUAAUCUGGAGGAGAUGGACAUGGCUAAACUUCAAGACGACAAGGAGUUGCUUGCAUUUGUUUCGCCAAACCAUAUGCUACAAAUUUAGGGUUUCUAAGUACCUGGCAAGAUUA
Messenger RNA from Juglans microcarpa x Juglans regia, 1606 nucleotides. RefSeq names its product stemmadenine O-acetyltransferase-like. The record is from RefSeq and is a predicted model, not a curated record. The transcript has a single exon. NCBI's taxonomy places the organism in Eukaryota, Viridiplantae, Streptophyta, Magnoliopsida, Fagales, Juglandaceae. The coding region runs from base 289 to 1581 and encodes 430 amino acids.